CUGCAAAUCUCUCUCUUUGAAGUAACGCCAAGAAGAUGUGCGGCGGUGCUAUCAUCUCCGACUUCGUCCCAGCCCACUGCGGCCGGAAACUGAUGACGGACGAUCUCUGGUCGGAGCUCGAUCCGUUCUCCGAUCACUUCGGUCUGGACCUUUCAAGUUCAAAUCAGUCUGAGAAGAAGACCAAAUCUCGCAAGCCGAAGCAACUCAACAAAGGGACGAGCGAGAAAGCUGCGCGGACGAAAAGUGAGACUCAGAGGACUCGAAAGAACGCGUACAGAGGAAUCAGGCAAAGGCCAUGGGGGAAGUGGGCGGCUGAGAUUCGCGAUCCUCAUAAAGGCGUCCGAGUCUGGCUCGGAACCUACAACACGGCUGAGGAAGCAGCCAGAGCCUACGACGAGGCCGCCAAACGUAUCCGCGGUGAUAAGGCCAAGCUCAACUUUGCUCAAUCACCGCCACCGCUGCCGCCACCGGCUAAGAGGCAGUGCGUCAUCCCCGAGUCGACUCAGGUGAGCUUCCAUGGUUAGGAAUUUUAAUCAAAA
Camellia sinensis is the source of this 539-nucleotide messenger RNA. RefSeq names its product ethylene-responsive transcription factor RAP2-3-like. Gene Ontology annotation, biological process: regulation of DNA-templated transcription; ethylene-activated signaling pathway. NCBI's taxonomy places the organism in Eukaryota, Viridiplantae, Streptophyta, Magnoliopsida, Ericales, Theaceae. The record is from RefSeq and is a predicted model, not a curated record. Gene Ontology annotation, molecular function: DNA-binding transcription factor activity; DNA binding.